CCCUUAUUUAACCCAUCUUUAUCCAAUGCAGUCUUGUUGAUGUUUUCUUGUAUCAUCAACCGUUACCGAGAGCUGAAAAACCCAUCUUUUUGAAGUUUGUUUUGGUUUUGUUUUCUUGAAGAAACCUCGUGAAUUUCUGUAAAUUUUCCGGGAAAGAAGCGUUGGUUUUAAGAGAAGAAAACAAGGGAGAAAAAGAAAACCAUGUUGGAUCUUAACCUUGAGAUGGUCUCAAGCGAGUCAUCCUGUGACGAGAACAUCAUCAUCAUCAACAACAACAACAAGAAGAAGAAUUUAACUCUAAUAGAAGAUUCGGGUUCUUCAAAAUCUUCAAUCAUCAACGACGAAGAUGUUCCGUUAUCCAAUGCAAAAGAUGAGGAUUCCUCCAACGAAGCUUCACCGGCAUUCGUUUUCGAUAUCUUAAAGAAGGAAAAGGACGACGUCACCAUUGCUAAAACGGUCCAAAACCCUUCGCCGGACUUCGUUACUCGACAGGUUUUUCCGGUCACCGGAGUAAAAACGGGUCUAGAGUUGGAGUUCGGAACAAAAGAUUUAGCUAGUAGACCCCAAUGGUUGAAUUUAUCUUAUGUUGAGUCCACCGGUGAGGAGAAGCUGACGACUGCUCCGAUAAAGCCACCACCGAGGAAGAACCGGAGAGGGCCGAGGUCCCGGAGCUCACAGUACCGUGGCGUCACAUUUUAUCGGAGAACUGGCCGGUGGGAAUCACAUAUAUGGGAUUGCGGGAAGCAAUUAUAUUUAGGAGGAUUUGACACUGCCCAUGAUGCUGCCAGAGCAUACGAUCGAGCUGCGAUCAAGUUCCGGGGAGUCGAUGCCGAUAUCAACUUCGUUUUGAGUGAUUACGUGGAAGACAUGAAACAGAUGAAGCACAUGAGUAAAGGGGAAUUCGUGCAUUCUCUCCGUCGACGAAGCAACGGAUUCUCGAGGGGGAGCUCCAAGUACAGAGGGGUAGCUUUGCAUAAAUGCGGUCAAUGGGAAGCUCGAAUGGGACAAUUCCUCGGAAAGAAGUAUAUGGAUCUUGGAUUAUUCGACUCCGAAGUAGAAGCUGCAAGGGCUUAUGAUAUGGCUGCCAUGAAAUGUAAUGGAAGUGAAGCUGUGACCAACUUUGAGCCAAGUACUUAUGAAGGGGAGACUACAAACAGUGGAGCCAAUUGUCAUCACAAUCUCGAUUUGAGCCUCGGGAUUUCGGCACCUUCUGUUGCAAGAAACGGGAGCCAUGCUGCAGGGGGUUUCCAUUUUCGUAGCGGUGCUGGCAUGGUAGAGAGGCUGUCGUUUGAGUGUUCUGCUUCUGCAUAUGUGGGAGAACAACCUCAACACAAUCUAAUAUUUAUAUCUAAGCACCCUCCGGUACUGUCCGGUGUUUACCCCAGUGCUCUUUUACCAUACAACGAGGGAAGGGCAAUGCAGAAGAGAGCUGAAGCUGUUCCGUUCUCGAACUGGGGAUGGCAAAUGCAAGGGGAUGGUAAAACUAACCCAACCCCGGCGUUUAGUAUAGCAGCAUCAUCAGGAUUCUCUUCGUCCACCGGCGUUGCUUCACCGACUACUCUCCCUUUUAACGAUUCUGGCCGGAACCUUUGCCUUGCAACACCGGCUACGUCGACAAACAACACUUCUCAUCACUACAAUUACAGAAGCUGAAAUCAGCACGACGUUUUUGAAACUUUCCGUAAUGCUCAUUGUAUAAGUUUGACGAGUGAAAGCU
Hibiscus syriacus is the source of this 1717-nucleotide messenger RNA. RefSeq names its product ethylene-responsive transcription factor RAP2-7-like. The transcript is spliced from 9 exons. The record is from RefSeq and is a predicted model, not a curated record. Lineage: Eukaryota; Viridiplantae; Streptophyta; Magnoliopsida; Malvales; Malvaceae. The coding region runs from base 202 to 1653 and encodes 483 amino acids. Gene Ontology annotation, biological process: regulation of DNA-templated transcription. Gene Ontology annotation, molecular function: DNA-binding transcription factor activity; DNA binding.